Messenger RNA from Pleurotus ostreatus (oyster mushroom), 6282 nucleotides. RefSeq lists its product as uncharacterized. Lineage: Eukaryota; Fungi; Basidiomycota; Agaricomycetes; Agaricales; Pleurotaceae. Bases 1 to 6282 code for a protein of 2093 amino acids. The transcript has 17 exons. Gene Ontology annotation, biological process: transcription initiation at RNA polymerase III promoter; 5S class rRNA transcription by RNA polymerase III. Gene Ontology annotation, molecular function: DNA binding. The record is from RefSeq and is a predicted model, not a curated record. Gene Ontology annotation, cellular component: transcription factor TFIIIC complex.
AUGGACGAACUUGUGCGGCACUGUAUUCGUGAAAUAUCGUUUGAUGGAGAUUUGGGUAGCGAACCUUCACGGCUUGACGUCUUCAUCAAGGACUUCUAUGAAAAACACCCUGGAUACACCCAAAAUAUCGAUCAUAACUUCAAUGCUUUCGUAUGGUCCCUGGUCGUCCAGCAACCAACUAUCAGAGUUGGGAUCAUCCCAAAUGGACUGACUACGGAAGUAUUCGUUGCCCCUCAGCCGAGUGCGAUCAAGAAGGCCAAAGCCCAAGGCAAAGCUAAAAAUGAAGUCACUGAGGAGGACCGACCGCGUCUCGAAGUCAUUGCGGAUGCAGCAACACGAAGCUUUAAUGACCUCAAGGCAGAGUUUGGACAAGCCCUCCGAAUAGCUGUUGAUCCAGAAGAAAUCUUUGCUGCCAUAACUGGCUCACAUGUCAAGCCUCAGAAAAUGACUCCUAUGGUGUACACUGCCUUGCAGUUCAUUACGCGGGGAAGAGAGACAGGUAUUACCGUCGUUGAGCUAGGUCGAAAUACGAAAUAUGAUCAGAAGAGUUGCUUCUAUCUUGUCAAACAACUGAUUGAACUGAAUCUCAUAGUCAAAGUACGUCGUGGCGGCGUAGGGACGCAUCUGUGUCUCCACAAACAUUUCUACGACACCAGCCCGCGAUGGAGAGAGGUUCGCGAAGAAGAGUCGAAAGCACAGCAACUCUUUCACGGAGCUCCAGAACCAGACGACGCAGGGGACAUGGCCGAAGAAGCUGCGCCUCAGACGUUGUCAAACCUUGGGUUCACGCCAAUUGACGCUAGGCACUUGUCUAGCCUACCACUCAUACAGGCACGGGUAAUGAAACUACUUAAAGCUUCGCAUAACCACAUACACGCGGCGAACAAUAUGUUGCUCAAAAUCGGCUUCGCUCAUCCUACCAAGACCGACCGACGAUUCUUCAACACGAGGAUACGCGAACUCAUUCAACUUGGGUUGAUUGAAGUGAUCCUUGUUCCAAGUCUUCGAAAGGGCUCAGAAGGGAAGAUGAUAAAGUGCUUCCGCCUGGUCACUCCAGGUUCGGCGCCCACUCCCAGUGGCGCAGUAGCUGCAUCUAUCGAUGACGAGGAGGAAGACGAAUUUGGUCGUGUCUACCGUCUUCGUACAAACACCACUCUUCACAAACAGGUGGUAGAUCUUAUCGAAGAGGCCGGGACAGGCGGAAUUACCAUGAAUGAAUUGAGCGAGCGGCUUGGUCACUUUGACAAACGGACGAUUGAUCUUUUGCUCACCCGUGCAGAGAGGCAGACCCCUCCCACACACUUGGCCGACCUCGGGGUCGCAAUCAUCAUGGAGAACUAUGGACGUGAGCGCCGAAACAGAUACUUCACUGUUGCUUCGUAUCGUCAACUGCUCGAGAACGAAAACCUCGACCCCGCGAAUGCUGGUUAUGGGGAUCUUGACCUAUCGAACACGGGGGAUUUUACGCCAGUUACCUCUGAUCAAUUUUACCUAGACGAAAAGCAACUAACUCAAUAUCACGAUGCCUUCCUAGAGACUCAUACUGACGAGAAGGUGGAGGAUAAGAGGAAGAAAAAGAAGAAAUCCAAGAAAGCAGCUACUGCAGACGUGGAUGGAGAAGGGUCCACUCCGCCUAAGCCGAAGAAAGUCGUCAAGCCGCGCAAAGAGAAGCCCGUUGCAGUUGGCGAUGCCGACGGAACUGAGGACUCGGGUCCUCCGAAAAGAGGUCGAAAGCGCCAGCAAGAUAACGAAGGAGACGACUCUCGACCAAAGAAGAAGAGUAAACCUUCGGCGGCGUUGCAGGAGAGCAUACAAGAUCAGCCACAGUCGAUCACGGAGCCGGAUGCUCUAGCAGCAGUAGCAAUGGACGUAGACGCGGUGGACCCUUUGCCCACCAGCGUACCCACAAGUUCUCAGCCACGGAAACGAGGAAGACCCCGCAAGUCUCAGGCCAACACUCAGGAACCCAGCGACCCACCAGCAAUCACUGAUCUCUCCCAAGGCAAGGAUGAGAAGACCGUUUCGCUUCGUAAACGACGCCGUGGCGAAGACAGUAUUGCCGCUGGUGGAGGAGACGCAACGUCGCCCGAUGCUCGACCCAAGAGACAACGCACCAGAACAGCAAAAGCAUUGGCCUCUCAAGAAAAUGCUACGUCGAUCUCCACUAAUCAAUCUAGUCGUGCCGCACCCACCGUUGACACCACCGUUGAUGUUGCCAGCAUGAAAUCUACGCAUCGUCCCAAUGAUUCAGAGACAGUUCCCGUUUCAGUAGCUACGACCCCGUUUGGAGGGCCUCUUUCGCCUAUAACUCCUGACGUCGCUCAGCCAGAAAAGGAACCGCUUGUUGACACCCCGCAUGUGCCCAUCGAGGAUACACCAAGCCCCCGUGCCGGUGGUUCAGGCAAGGCGUUUCACAACAUCCCAAUCGAUCCUCUGCUUCUGGACUCUCAAUCUCCAGUUGUCGUUGUUUCAGAACCGGCGUUGAAAACAGCGGCGUCGUCUCGCGUCCCAAAAGCCAAUGUGUCACAUAUGCGUCGGGAAAACGAGUUCUAUCAGGUUCUUGUCAGCUGUGGUGGAAUCCUCAACAUAAACUCCAAGGAGUUUACGGACGCUCACUCGGCUUUGGUUGAUGUACUCUCCCAGUCUGGAGAACCCACUAGCGCUCCCCCUGGGACGCGGGUGGACAAGAGGACCGUGCUUGCGACUCUUGACAGUAUGGAGUCCAAAGGGAGAAUCAAGAUGAUCAAAACACAAAUCAUGACUCGCACUGGCGUUCCACGGCCCACGACCGUUGCCCGCCUUUCUGAUGUUGAUCCCGCCAAGGCGAUUGAAUAUUUGAGCAACCUUUCUGACGUAGCUCCAAUUGUCCCGGCGGCGCACAUAAAGCGAAUCGAGGAGCCAAUAGAAUAUGGAGCCAUCGAAAGGCACGAGCGAAGGGGUGUUCUCCCUCUUCAGCUUCUCCAAGAGAGAGAACCUGGCGACGCACAAGAACGCUGGAGCAAAAAUGAACACAGAGCUGAUCAACUCUGGCAAUACGACGACGCUACAAUCCACGAAGUCCUCUUAACGGAGCGCACCACUGUAGGACAAUUCUACGGUUUUGUGGUUGGGAAGGUUGCAAGGUUACGCAAAAUGCAUCUAGCGACCUUAUCCGCCCUCGAAAGCCCUGAGAGUGGUCCCAGUGUUGUGUCCCGCCAUGAUCGCAUUGUUCACCUAGCGUUCUACAACCAUGAUCUCCCUCUUGGACUUUACCUGUCACUGUGCGCAGUGCUGUCUUACAAUGAAGAUCUGACCAAAUUUUAUCGAAGUGAGGGUGGGCCUGAGACAGCAGUCAAGGACCUGCCCCCGCCUUUGCAUAGCAUACUUCAGAUCGGAAGAUCAAGAGCUCGAUCGCGGUUCCUGGACCUCAUGGGAUUGUUGAUGUCCCUCCGGCUAGUAAUACCUCUACAAGUCACCGACUCUCCUAGCCCUCAGAUUCAAUGCGCUGCGAACGGCGAGCAUCCCACGGCGUUCGAUGCGGCUCCUCUCGAGGGCUGGACUCCGAAUACUCCAAGCCUCGCACCGUCUUAUUGGCAGUUCACGGACACGGCACCAGUAUUCGCUUGGUCGCGGUCUGAUCCCUCUCCCAUAUUCCUGAAGACGGUCUCCGUGUCCUCGAGCAACGGCGCCGUGGAGUAUUGGUCGCAACUGCGUGAGGCAUGUUUGCAGAAAGGAAAGAUGGUUGAAGAUGAUGUAUUCCGCCCGACGCUGUCUCAUCCCCUCAACGAUACUUUGACGAAGUCCCUGCGCAGGCCUUCGUCAUGGGCCGAUGAAUACUUCCUCACAUGGCACCAAAGACAGUACCUAUCUCGGGCUCUACAAGGCGGGACAAGGAUCGAAGAAGUCGGUGACACUCCCCUGGACGUCGACGAAGAAAAGCUAGCAUGGAUCGUAUCUGCUCCUGCCAACGUUGUGAAAAACUUCCUCUUCGAUACUCGUAGUCAAUACGCUAAGAUUAUCGCCAAAGCUCGCCUCAAGCGAGAACGUCUUGAAGCGGAGAAGGAGGCAUCGGAAGCAGACAAAGUACUGCUGGCAGAUAUGGCAGCUGAAGCAAGAGCUCAAAGAGAAUCUGAAUGGGCUGACAUGGUGGCAAGAGUGUACCCAGAGCCACUGAAAGGCUCUGCAGAAAUUCGACUGCGACCCGUUCGGAAGAAGUUCUUGCAGGCUGUGUCAGUGAAAGACAUGGGGUCAUGGGAGGCUGAGAUCCAAAAGACCUUACGAGAAGCGGCUUUAGCAGCGUCGAAAAUCCUUUCAAAACACGCGAAGAGGCUUACUCAAACUUUACCUAGUGUUCCAGCUACAUCUUCAGGACCGUCCAAGGGAACAAGCUUCUUAUCCCCGCCCGUUGUUCACAACCUAAUUGAGAAAUCCGUGGCAGAAUUGAUAGCACAACAAGGUCCCGCCAUUCCGGAGUCGAAGCGAACUCGCCAGAGAAAGAAGCCCAAGAAAGAGAAAGCUGACGGAGAGGACGACGAACCGCCGGGCACCAAGUAUCGACGGCAUCGCUUUCAAUGGGAUAAUGACUACGAAGAGCUUGCCCGGGAUGCUUCUGUCAUCAUCAAAGUCAGAUGUCGCGACUUGCCCCGCCUAGAGCUCACUGCCUUGGAUCAAGUCUUUCCGUCUGUUCCUCGCAACACCGUGCGCCAGCGGUUGGUCCAUAUCAGAGACACCCCUGGCAACGAAGCUUACCUUAAGCGGCUGGAGGAAAAGUGGUCCGACCUUUGGAGUAGGUACCGAGGUACCGACAUACUACCAGAUGAUGAUCCUCAAAGCGCCUCCAACUUCGAUCUACCCAAACACAUCGAGUUUCUCCGCAGCCAUAUCGACAAGAAUGCAUUGCGUGUUGGUUUCACUAAUACGACAAACUCGAUAAUAAUACCCCAAUCUGUGGAUGAACUCCUGGAUGGAUGGGAUGUUGUAGGACCUCCAGUAACUUCCACCACCUACGACUUCAUGUGGAAGGGCGACGCUGAGGAAGGUCGAGAGAAAGCAUUGUAUCAGCAGGCUUUCUGCAAAGGAAGCAUACUUCCGUCAACGCCGGAGGAGAGAUCAGAAGCUACCUUUGUCGCAGAGGCAGCGCUCAAGAUGGUAUUCGGCACGCCCAACGAACGCUACAAACCUGACAUGGCUGCGAACCUGCUUCGGGAUAUAGGUCAAGACGCCGUCUCAUCUGCUACCAAGAGACUUCUCGAGCGAGGCAUCCUGUCUAAACACAUUCGAGAUCCGAAAAGGGAGAAACCUGGACGACGUCUCAAAAUAUCUGAUGCAAAUCAAAAUGCACUGGGCGGUCCCAUUCCAUUUGACACUUUUCAGGACGCCGUAGCGCUAGACGAGGAUGUAUAUCUGCAACAGGAGUCCUUCUGGCGGACGUGGCCACUAUUGGGGACUGAUGGUGACUUGAUGUCGCUGUUACAGCAAGUAUCCGAUAAUAAGGUCGAUUUUAGGAUUGAUAGCUCCGCUGCUCGGACUGCCAGGGCUGAGGUGGAAUGGAACAGCAAAAAAGCUGAUGAUGAUGACAUUGAGACUGCUAUCGAAGUUCGCUUUUUGGGUAUGGACGUGGAAACCAAUGCAUCGCCAUCCCCUUCGGCCCCUAUGCUAAAUGUCAACAACGAAACCGAUCGUGCAAGUCAUCACGGAAUUUCAUACGAUGGCAGCAUUGCUUCCUGUGGAAGAGUUAAUCCUGGUCUGACGGACUACGCUAGUGUUGUCCAUCAAUUAUUGACUGCUCUCCAAGAAGCUGGGGAAAGGGGGCUUGCGCGUCCGGGCCAACUUGAUGAUUCCCAUUCCUCAGAAUAUAUAUUGGAGCUUGUCGGGGGAAUGACAGAUGCGUUGGUCCCCCUAGCCUUUUGGGCAGGUUACGUGAAACCAGUGCUCGUGUCGCCCCGUCACCUGAAGGCCUGGUCGGUGCUCGUCUCGGAGAAUCCAGUUAAGAGGGUAUUGCCCAGACGAUGGCGCGACAUGUCGGGGCACAAAGUUACAGAUGGGUGGGAUGCAGCGCUGCGAGCUGUGAUAAGUGCGAUCCACUUUAGACCGGGCUUGUCAGUGGCUGAAUUGAAGUGGCGGCUACGACCGGUAUAUGACGGCCAAGAGAUCAAUGAUGUCUUCCGGGCCCUACAAACAGAUGGUUUUGUCAAUGUCCUUGGCGUCGAUCAUCCGAUGUCGUCGAUCUGCAGUUUAGACGACACCGAGGCGGCUUCGACAUACUGUUUCAUUAAUAGCUCAAAACAUUGGUAUAUGGUAUAA